UUACUCCUUUUAGGCCUUCGGUGGAUGCAUAAAAAUAAGAUCAUCCAUUUACCCAUUCAUCCAUUCGUCCAUUCAUCCCUUCACCCAUCCAUCCUUCAAAAAUAAAUGAUUGAAAUGGCUCUUGGAUCCAGUGUUUAAAUGUGCACACCAGACAGAGGUCCAAACCCUAAAGACAGUCUUUUUCAUGGUCCUUCGAGCCGGAGUCGACCUCUAGACUGGGUAUGGAUCCUAGAGCCGGAUCAGAUGAAGAAGCACAUGGAAGGCCACGACGAGAGAGGAGACCACCUGGUUACCUCAGAGACUACCAAACCCAGCUUUACAGCCAGGCCCUUGCACAGGAUGGAGCAGCCUGUCCUUCACCUCCAGAAGCCGUCCUUUUAAAGCAAGAACUGGCACAGCUGAAAGGUAUUGUAGCAGAACUCAGACACAGACUUGACCACUAUGAGCAGAGUGUUUCAGGAGGAGAUGAAUUUGAAGAGCAAAGUGGUGAUGAAUCCUGUGAAGGAGCAUGUGUACAACAGGACAAGACUUCUAAUCCAGAAACCCAUGAUCCAUAUACAUAUAAGUCACAAUCAGAGCCUGCAUUAUCAGAGUCUGUACAGAAACCCAGGCAUGAGAGAAUUUCCCAGUCUGUUCAGACACUGCAAUGUCAGGGGAGACAUGAGAGACCACUACAGCCUGUCACCACACAAUUAACUACCACAGGCGACAAUAUAACCCAACCUGAAAUAAAGGAGACUGAGGGUCCAUACCACAGAUCGGUUGCACAAGAACUUCCACUUACAUUACCUGAACUUCCUUUAUCCACCAGUGUGAUGCCCUCAGCUUACACAAUUACCGGCCAGUGGACCUCAGGCAGCAAAUAUUCCAGGCAGGCAGCCCAGACACAUGCUCCCCCCAGUUUUCCAGCCUCUUCCCAAGUAUUACACAGCGUGCCAUAUUCUACCCAGGUCUCUGUAGCCCAACAGCAGCAAAUUCAAGUGCCACGGUCCCAUGUGUACCCAACUACACUGCCUCCAACCUGUGCACUCCAGAGCCAACCAUCCUUACCCCUUGUGCAUUAUACUCAAGCCCCCCCGGUCUCUGUACAGCAUACGCCAAUCCCAUUACAGGCAGAGUACAGGCAUUUCACUCAUACUGCCCACAUGCAACCUCAUGUUUACUCAUCCCAGUCUGCAUAUCCCCCUCAAUCACAAUUAUCCCAGCCUGCCCCUGCUCCUCCUUCUCAGCUUGUUCCCAUGCAUCAGCACCAGCUUACUCUUCCCCCAGCCCCAGCUUUGCUUAAUGACCGACCCAGAUAUUCUUCACGCAUUGAAGUACCCUCAUUCCCCAACUUCACGCAGGAAGACCCCCAUGAAUUUGCAAUGUUGAAGAUGGCACUUAACAACCUCUUACCUCCAGAUGAACCAGAACUCUACAAGUACCAUAUUCUAUUAGACCAUCUGCACCUGAGUUCAGCCCGCCAUAUUGCUCUCUCAUAUGCUCAUGACCCACGACCCUAUACCAUGGCUCUGGCAGCUUUAGAGCAGCAGUAUGAACGCACUAUUGUACUGCCUUCAGCAGCCGAGUACCUUGGUCUUGACGGGGCGGCUGAGAAACUAGACCUGCGGACACCUCAGAUCCUCAUUGGAACUGAUAACCCUCACCUUAUAACCCCCAUUGAACCCGUGCGCCUCCCAUUUGGACUGAAGAAAGCCCCUGUUGCAGUAAACACUAAGCUUGGCUGGGCUCUCCAGGGACCUACAAAUUUACCUGGACUGCAAAACUCACCCCAGUGUUUAUUUAUCUCAAUAAUGAGCCCUUAUGCAGAGCUAAAACGUGAUGUGGAGAAGCUGUGGCAGGCUGACAUCCUCCCCUACAGAAAUGAGAAAUUGAUCACUAGAUCAAAACAGGAUAGAGAGGCUAUGGAACUGCUGGAAACAAAAACCAUAAGGAUCAAUGUGGAUGGAAUUGAACACUAUGCAACCCCCUUGUUACGAGCCAAAAAUGCUCCAAAGCUCCAAGCUCCUAAAGAGUCUGUGAUGCCUCUCCUUCGCAGUGCUGAACGGCAGCUACAGAAGAAACCAGAGCUGGUCGAAAUCUACAAUAAGGAAGCCAAGUACUGA
Molecule: messenger RNA, 2105 nt
Organism: Toxotes jaculatrix (banded archerfish)
Lineage: Eukaryota; Metazoa; Chordata; Actinopteri; Toxotidae
Exons: 5
Coding region: 222-2105 (627 amino acids)
Source: RefSeq, a predicted model, not a curated record